Messenger RNA from Saccostrea cuccullata (small rock oyster), 1188 nucleotides. RefSeq lists its product as uncharacterized. Gene Ontology annotation, molecular function: protein binding. Lineage: Eukaryota; Metazoa; Mollusca; Bivalvia; Ostreida; Ostreidae. The record is from RefSeq and is a predicted model, not a curated record. The coding region runs from base 1 to 1188 and encodes 395 amino acids. The transcript has 2 exons.
AUGUACUGGAUAACAAGCACCUUCAUUGUACUUCUGUGCAUAUUUUUGAAAGCAGAGAGUUUGUUGGUUCACGGACAGAUCAAUGCUACCUCGGCAUCUCAGGGACAUUCUGAUCCUGAUGUGUAUAAACAACUUCUUCAUAUGGAAAAAGUUUUCGAUUCUAUAAUGAUGGAUCAGAAACAACAAGCUACCAAAAAUCAGCAAUUUGAACAACAGCAAAAGUUAUUAGAAGGAGAGAUUCAGAGAGCCCAAGUGAAGAUAACAGUCCUUGAGAACUCACUUCUAGAUGUGCAAAGUGAAAACAAAAUCUUGAAAAAAAGACUUGACAAUCUGAAUUCUUCAUCGAUUUUAACACAACAAAACUUGACAACAAAGGAAGACCUACAACGGCUGGAGAACACUCUAUCCUUUGAAAUAGAGCAGACAGUCAGGGACAGCGAACAGAAAAUGAUGAAGAACAUGUCUACCACAGUCAAAGACUUGGAACAACGAGACCGAUAUUUAUCACUGUCACUAUUUGAUGUUCACAAUAAUAUGACUAUGCUCAAUGUCACACUUUCCAAGUUUAAACAACAGCAAAAAAUACAAGAAGAGCAACAGAAUAUGACCAUUCAACACUUAUCACUUUCUCUUCUAGAUGUACACAAUAACACAGCGUGGCUACCAUCUUCUGUUUUAAGUUUGGAUGCGCAGCAACAAAAGAUGAAGAGUGAGAUUGAAGCAAUGUCUAAUUCCCAGAAAAAUAACAUAGCCAAUCUGAAUGAUACAAUCAUCCAUCUUAAAAAUAGCUUAAUAUCCAACGUAGCUUUUACAGCAGGAACAUAUGGUAGUAUGUAUACAGAUGGAGAAACAGUUAAAUUCCCAAAAAUCAUAUUCCAGGUAGGAGGAGGAUACAACCCUACAACAGGAGUGUUUACUGCUCCUAAGGCUGGACUCUACCUCAUAUUCUCUACUAAUGUGGCAGUUAAUAAUAAAAUCUUCUGGACAAAAAUAAUGAUUAAUGGUUCAGAAAAAGCAGGGGUCAUGGCCUGGGCUAUUUUACCCCAAUCUAAUGUUUACCAGUCAGGUUCCAAUCUAGUAAUCUAUCAGUUACAGAUGGGGGACAGAGUCUGGAUGCAAGUAUACAUAGCUGGUACUUUGUACCCAGAGACAUAUUUUUCCGUUAUCAGGCUUAAUGGAUUAGACUAA